Orcinus orca (killer whale) is the source of this 1878-nucleotide messenger RNA. RefSeq names its product gamma-aminobutyric acid type A receptor subunit theta (gene GABRQ). Gene Ontology annotation, biological process: signal transduction; regulation of membrane potential; chemical synaptic transmission. Gene Ontology annotation, cellular component: neuron projection; synapse; membrane. Bases 1 to 1878 code for a protein of 625 amino acids. Gene Ontology annotation, molecular function: GABA-A receptor activity; neurotransmitter receptor activity; extracellular ligand-gated monoatomic ion channel activity. The record is from RefSeq and is a predicted model, not a curated record. Lineage: Eukaryota; Metazoa; Chordata; Mammalia; Artiodactyla; Delphinidae. The transcript has 10 exons.
AUGGGCAUCCGUGGGAUGCUGCGAGCCGCUGUGCUUCUGCUGCUCAUCAGAACCUGGCUCGCGGAGGGCAACGACCUCAAUCCCACCCCGAAGUUCCACUUCUUCGAGCUCUCCUCCACCGUGCCCGAUGUCGUCCUGGACCUCUUCAACAGCAAAAGUUGUGCAAAUGAAGCUAUGGUUCACAAGAUUUUGGACAGGGUGCUGUCGAAAUAUGAUGUCCGUCUGAGGCCCAAUUUUGGAGGUGCCCCUGUGCCAGUGGGAGUAUCUAUCUAUGUCUCCAGUAUUGAACAGAUCUCAGAAAUGACUAUGGACUAUACUAUUACAAUGUUUUUUCAUCAGACCUGGAAAGAUCCACGUUUAGCAUACUAUGAGACCAAUCUGAACCUGACCCUGGACUAUCAGAUGCUUGAGAAGUUGUGGGUCCCUGACUGCUACUUUCUAAAUAGCAAGGAUGCUUUUGUGCAUGAUGUGACUGUAGAAAAUCGCGUGUUUCAGCUUCAGCCAGAUGGAACGGUGCGGUAUGGCAUCCGGCUCACCACCACAGCAGCUUGUUCCAUGAAUCUGCAAAAAUUCCCUCUGGACAAGCAGACCUGCAAGCUGGAGGUGGAGAGCUAUGGCUACACAGUUGAAGACAUCCUAUUAUACUGGGAAGGCAAUGGGAAUGCCAUCCAGGGUACUGAGAAGCUGCACAUCCCUCAGUUCAGUUUCCUAGGAAAGACGAUGACUAGCAAAGAGGUGUUUUUCUACACAGGUUCCUAUGUGCGCCUGAUAGUGAGGUUCCUGGUCAAGAGGGAAGUCACCAGCUACCUUGUGCAGAUCUAUUGGCCUACUGUCCUCACCACUGUUGUUUCCUGGAUAUCAUUUUGGAUGAACUAUGAAUCCUCUGCAGCCAGGGUGACAGUAGGUUUGACUUCAAUGCUCAUCCUGAAUGCCAUCAACUCACAUCUGCGGAAUAAACUCCCCCAAUUUUCCUGUAUCAAGGCCAUUGACAUCUAUAUGGUCGUAUGCUUCUUCUUUGUGUUCCUGUCCUUGCUAGAAUAUGUCUACAUCAACUAUGUUUUCUACAGCCGAAGAGGACCUCAGCGCUCUCAGAGGCAACUCAGAAGAGCCCAAAGAGUCAUGACCCGCUACCGCUACCAAGAGGCGAUUCUAUCCACUGUCUCCUUAAAGGAUGACCAGUUGCACAUAGAAGAUGAAAAUGGCUCUCCUCCCUCCAGACGGGUGUGGGCUGGCCUAGCAAGCCCAGAAAGCCUCGGCUCUCUAGCCUCCAUCUCAGAGCAGGCACCUCUGGCCUCCUCAGAAAGCCUCAGCUCACUGUCUUCUCUCUCGGACCAGUCCUGGCUGGCCACUGCAGAAAGCCUGAGUGACCUCCCAUCCACCUCAGAGCAGGCCGUGCCCAGCUAUGGCAUUUGCAUUAAUGAUAUUGAUAUUGAUGACAGUGUUAUUCCUACUGAAAUCCGCAACUGUGCAGAGGCCCAUGGCCGUGCUGAGACCUGUGACCCAGAAGACCCUGAAGAGAGCUCCAACUCCGAUGAGAGCCAAGACCAUGGCCCCAGUAGGAAGCAAGAAGCAAACUACACCCUUGAGGAGACCCACAUUGAGAGUGGCUGCCUUGACCUUGAGAAGCAACUCAAGUAUAAUGUUGACAGUACCUGCAGCCUUUAUGGUAAUGUUAUGGGCUUUGAUCCAGACAAGAACACUAACUCGGAGUCUGAUGACAGUUCCCCCCCAAGCCCUGGGUGCUCCUUCAGUAAAGGGUUCUCUUCCAAGCUCUUUCACCCUGACUACAUCCCUAAGGUCGACCGGUGCUCCCGGCUCCUCUUCCCUCUUGCCUUUGUGGUGUUCAACAUUGUUUACUGGGUGUACCAUAUGUAUUAG